Molecule: messenger RNA, 2269 nt
Organism: Arabidopsis lyrata subsp. lyrata
Lineage: Eukaryota; Viridiplantae; Streptophyta; Magnoliopsida; Brassicales; Brassicaceae
Product: indole-3-acetic acid-amido synthetase GH3.17
Exons: 7
Coding region: 325-2112 (595 amino acids)
Cellular component (GO): cytoplasm
Molecular function (GO): acid-amino acid ligase activity
Source: RefSeq, a predicted model, not a curated record
ACAUGGUUUUUGUCUGCAUUGUUUCUAAAGAUUGGGGGAAAGGACAAAAAAAGAAGAAGACAAAAGCACUUAAAUCAUACUUUCAAAGUUUCAACAUGUCACUGAUUUCCAUUUUAAAAGCUUUUAUCUCCUCGUAGUGCUCACCAAAAGGUUAAUUAAUCCUCUUCCUGAAAAAAUAUCAAAUCUGGCAACUCAUCCACAAUAUUACGCCACCGAACAUUUCGCCACACCACACAUUUUGUCUGCUUUCUACUUCGCCAGAGAAAGUGGCCAGAGCUCAUCUACUUCGCAAGAACUAAGACAGUCAAAACGCAGCAAGCAAUCAUGUUGCCAAAGUUCGAUCCAACAGACCAAAAAGCUUGUCUGUCUCUUCUUGAAGAUGUGACGACCAACGUAAAACAGAUUCAAGAUUCCGUUUUGGAAGCAAUACUUUCACGUAAUGCUCGUACCGAGUAUCUUAGUGGUUUUCUCAACGGUCAAGUUGAUAAACAGAGCUUCAAAAAGAACCUACCCGUUGUGACCUACGAAGAUAUUAGGCCUUAUAUCGAUCGUAUCGCUAAUGGAGAGCCGUCUGAUCUCAUCUGUGAUCGACCCAUCAGUGUACUCUUGACCAGCUCUGGUACUUCAGGAGGAGUUCCAAAGUUGAUUCCUUUGACAACAGAUGAAUUAGAACAGAGGAUUUCGUUUGCUUCUCUCUAUAGACCUCUACUCUACAAGUACGUCGAGGGGAUUAGAGAAAGAAAAUCUUUCAUGUUAUAUUUCGUGACCCGAGAAAGCGAGACUGCUUCUGGGAUACUGGUCAGGACUAUGAUAACUUGUGUUUUGAAAAGCUUGAAGCCAUCUAACUCUUUUAUCUGGGAUCAAACACAGAUAAGUCCGCAUGGAAUUUCGACUUGUUCAGAUACUACUCAGAGCAUGUAUUGCCAACUGCUUUGUGGGCUUCUACAACGAGAUAAUGUAGGUCGCCUUGGUGCACCCUUUGCUUCAUCCUUCCUCAAAAUAAUCAAGUUCUUGGAAGAUCACUGGCCUGAGUUUUGCUCCAACAUAAGGACUGGCCGUCUCAGUGACUGGAUUACAGACCCCCAAUGUGUUUCAGGGAUCGGUAAGUUCCUCACUGCUCCUGAUCCGGAACUAGCGAGCCUGAUUGAGCAAGAAUGCAGUCAAACAUCAUGGGAGGCAAUAGUGAAGAGACUUUGGCCAAAAGCAAAAUGCAUCGAAGCCAUUGUUACCGGUACCAUGGCACAGUACAUUCCAUUACUGGAAUUCUAUAGCGGUGGUCUUCCUGUGAUUUCAACUUUUUAUGGAAGCUCUGAAUGUUUCAUCGGUCUCAAUCUCAAUCCUCUGAGUAAGCCUAGUGAUGUGUCGUACACCAUCAUUCCAUGUAUGGCGUAUUUCGAGUUCUUAGAGGUCGGGAAAGACUAUCAAGAAACUGGUCAUGAUCCUGCCGAGAAACCUGUUGUAGUCGAUCUUGUCGAUGUUAAAAUCGGCCAUGAUUAUGAACCUGUUGUCACAACGUUUGCUGGUUUGUAUAGGUACCGUUUAGGGGACGUUUUAAGAGUGACUGGUUUCUACAACAAUGCGCCACAAUUUCAUUUCGUGGGAAGACAGAAAGUUGUUCUGAGCAUCGACAUGGACAAGACCUACGAAGAAGAUCUCCUCAAGGCAGUGACAAACGCGAAGCUGCUGCUCGAGCCACAUGACCUAAUGCUCAUGGAUUUCACUAGCCGUGUGGAUUCCUCCUCGUUUCCAGGACACUACGUGCUCUACUGGGAACUCGGGAGCAAAGUCAAGGACGCAAAGCUUGAGCUCGACCCGAAUGUUUUGGAGGAAUGCUGCUUCACCAUUGAGGAGUCACUUGACGCUGUGUACAGAAAAGGACGAAAGAAUGAUAAGAACAUUGGACCACUUGAGAUUAAGGUUGUUAAAUCUGGCGCUUUCGAGGAGCUAAUGAAUUUAUUUCUGUCUCGAGGCUCUUCUGUGAGUCAGUACAAGACGCCGAGGUCGGUGACGAAUGAAGAAGCGGUGAAGAUAUUGGAGUCGAACGUUGUUUCCGAGUUUCUUAGCCGGAAAACUCCAUCGUGGGAGCUACAUGAGCUGUACUCCAACCGAUAAGACCGCGAUCACAAUUUUUUUUUUUUUUACUUCAUCGUAGGAUACUUAAGAAAGGUGAAACAUUGUAGAACCUAAAAUAAAACUUAGCAAUGAUGAGAAAAUUACUCUCACUUGUUCAACCAGUCAAAGUUAAAUAGUGUAACAAUCUUUUAUAAAA